Cyclocybe aegerita is the source of this 1650-nucleotide messenger RNA. The record is from the annotation of a GenBank genome assembly. NCBI's taxonomy places the organism in Eukaryota, Fungi, Basidiomycota, Agaricomycetes, Agaricales, Hemipholiotaceae.
UGCCCAGGCAGCGCACGGCUUCGUCUUUGUUUCCUUCCAUAUCGUUUGUGGCACUGGCCCGUAGGGCAUCGUUUCUUGCUUCUUCCUUUAUGGUCUCAUCGCCCCCGAAAGCAGCAGCUAAACCCCCAGAGGACGAACAAGAGUCUGCAGAGCUCUUAAAGUUCCGACAAGAAUGGCUUGCCGAACUCCAGAGGCGCAAGGCCGAGCAGAGUAGUAGUAGUAGGAGCACGACCACGACAACCGUUCAAGCUGCCUCAAGCUCGAGCAAUGCUCCUAAUCUGGUCAAACCACAGUUUGAACCUCUUGCAAGUACUACGUAUUCUCGACGCACGUCUACGGCCCCAGCCUACGAGGCACCUUCUCUGCCAGCAAAACAUCCAGCAUUGAUAAGCGGUCAGAUCACGUACCAGUACCUUGUGCUCCAGAAUGCACUUGGUUUCUACCAUCGUGCGAUCGAGCACGAACAGAAGGGUGAACUGGAUGAAGCUCUUAACCUCUACAGACAAGCUUUCCGUCUGGACGACAAUGUCGAUCGCGCGUAUCGUCGUGAGCAGAUGCUCCAUUCUAUCCUCAACGAACAGCACGCUGCCCACAAAACACCGGACUCAGCACCUGAACGAGGCGAAGACUUGUCUGCGAGCUUCGAGAGUGCCGUGACAAUCACACCAGCGAGAAAGACGGCGAAGGUUACAGACACACUGGCCAACCUCAUCCACCACUUCCCUCACAACCUGAAGUUCCAACCCGAAAGUGAGGACGAGCCUGUGUUCCUUAAUAUUCUUCCCGAGGAACUACUGGUUGUCAUCAUCAGCAACCUGGAUGCUACGUCGGUGGAAAGGUUUGGCAGUGUGAGCAAGAAGGCGAGGAUGAUGACACUAGAUCCUGGUAUCUGGAGGCACUUCGUUCGUGUGACCUACAAAUACCCUCAAGUUCUAGACCAAGAAACCAUGGUCGAUGUCGUAGAACGCUUCCUGUUCGAUUACAGACGCAUUUACAUCGAGCAGCCAAGAAUCCGCUUGGACGGCGUGUACAUCGCGAUUUGUCAUUACGUGCGGCCCGGUCUAAGCGAAAACUCGUGGGUCAACGUAAGCCAUCUCAUCACCUACCACCGCUACCUGAGCAAAUUAACUGACCGCGUCCUUGAUGCAAACAGGCGGUUUUUCCCGAAUGGCCAAGUUCUUUCGCUCCUUGCAAACGAGGAGAACAGCCCACAGCAAGUUAUCCCACUUCUGAAGCCCACGCUUCGGAUGAAGGGCCUAUUCAUUGGUCACUGGAAGCUCAUAGGAAUGACCGUUCACCUCUCUAGCCUCUUCGAUGCCAGUGGGCGGUUCGCUCUUCCCUCGCUUGACGGUAUCGACGGCACCUACCCUGUCAUCACACGCAUUCCAGCCCCAGAGCCGCCCCCCGCAACGCUUGCACAUUCUCAUGGCCACGGGUAUGGACAAGCUCAUGGGAACUCUGCGCAACUCGAUCGCGCCCGCUACGUCUUCGACAUGACCCUCAACCUGCGCUCGAAGCCGCUAGGCCGGUGGAACAGGAUGGACAUCCUGACGUAUGACUCGGUGCACGUCGAGUCUGGCGAUAUCCAGCCUGUUGCGUUGAAGCAUGAGCGUCCGUUCUGGUUCUCCAAGGUCCGGUCCUACGCUUAGA